AGCCUGCUGAAUGCCAAAUGCUGAGUACACAUCCAAAGACGUUCUCAAAACAGCCGCACUGUAAUUAACAAAGGACGUUUACCUGCUGAGUUUAGUCGCUAAGUGAGUACCUAUAUAAGACCGAGGACAUGCAUAGCGUUAGUUAGUAUACUUUGAAAAUGCAAAGCGUUUGAAGUGAAUUUUUGAGCAGCUGUCAAAUUUUAAGGAAUUUUUGUUUAAAUAUUUAACUAACAAAAAAAAAAAACACAAUGUUUGGAAGGUUUUUGGGUAUGAAGAAGAAGAAAAAGCUACUUAAUCCCACUGAAUUGGGUGGUAAAAGGAAAAGAAGUAGGCUUAGCUCUGAUGCAUUCGCGGAUUAUGAUGAUGAUAUAAUGAAAAUGACAACGUUGGAUGCAUUCUCAUGUCCGAAGGUCAAAGCGGAGAAAAACCAAAUUAAAGAUUAUUUAACUACGACGCUUAAGCUACUGGAUGAAGCAAAAUCUACUUGUACACAACUACAGGAUCAGCUAUGCGACAAAGAGGGUUAUUAUCUGCAGCGAGAAGAAGAUCUACAGGCGUUGCAUCGCUGCGAGAUGGAGAAAGCACACGCCAAUCUCGCCGAUUAUCAAGCCUUUGCACAGGAGAAAGUCGCAGCACUCGAAUCACAACUGGAGGCAAGAGCUGCGGAACAAAAGCGUACGCUCGACUCGUAUCGACUGGAAUUGGACAAUAAACUGGCACAGAAACAACAGCAACUUGUGGAAGCCGUAGAACGUGAGCAAGCAUUAAAAGAGCGUUUCAGCGCGCUGGAGAUUUCCGAGCAAAAAUUACGUGAUAAGCUGACUAGCACUGAAAAUGCAUACGCUACGCGCUUACAAGCUGCCGCCGAACGUGAGAAUCAGUUGAAUGGGCGCAUAAAAACGCUAACCAAGGAACUCGAAUCGUUACGAACCUCCAAAGAGUAUAGGGAGCGCGAGCUGCGCGAUAAAUUGAAUCUAUCACAGGAUGAAAUUUCAGUCUUGCGUUCAUCACAGCGCAGCUUCAACGAGAGCUUGGAUCGCAGCAGCGGCAUUAGUUCGCCACGCAAUUCCAGCGCUUCGGAGCUGGCGCGACUGCAAAGGGAAGCGGAUAGUUUACAUUGCGUGUUAGAGUUGAAGCAGAAAGAGAUAUCGAAGUUGGCCAAACAGAAUGAGGAGCUGUUGCGCGAUGCCGAAGAACGUGCUGUGCUGCAGGGCAGAAUAUCAUUGCUUGAAUCAAGCAACGAGAUGCUAAGGUCAGAGCUGGAAAUUAAAUCGGAGAAGGAGAAGGACUUCCUACGCCAACUCGACGACAAGCAAAAGGCUUACAACCACGAAAUGGUAAAACGCAAACGCCUUAGCUAUGACAACGAGGCCCUACAAUGGCAGCUCAAACAGCGCUCCGAACAGCUACAUAUUGUUGAAACUAAAUUACACGAGCUCUCCGCUAUGGAAUCCAAUAACGCCAGUAUUCAAUCUAGUCUUGGUUCACUGAAUCGUUCUCAGCUAAUGAACGGCUCCUCGCUGGUCAACAUACAAAUGGACGACAUCUCCCCACCCACAUCGCCGAUCGUCAAAGGUGUAAUUGAGAAGCCCGAUUCCGUAUCGUGGGUGCUUGAAAUGGACGAUGAAACACCCGAAGCAGCCGCUUCAAAGAUGGUAAAACGUGCUGGCUCAUUCCGUUCGGUCGAGCGCAGCCCUUCGACGCGCCGUCAAUUGUCCGGUUGUGCUAGCGCCAUGAAUACAUCACUGAACUGUGCCGGCAGUGCAGCAACAUAUAGAAAUGGCAAUAGCACUGCCGGGCCCAAUCCACUCUCGCAGUCAAUGUCCGCCACUUCAGUGAUACGACCACAUUCCAGCGAUGUGCGCACCGAGUUCAGUAAUCGUUCACACUCGCGCAUACGCUCCAAAUCGGUGAGUGUAAAGGGCACCGAACCGGCGCAGGCCAGUGGAAGCGCUCUUAAUACCGGCUCUGUAGGCACAAAAAGUGGCAAAAAUCUACUACGUCAAAACGCCAACUCGAGUGCACGCAAGCAGCAUCAAUUGGAGUUGAUCAAUUGGAAGGAGCCGAUGAGUUCGAGUUCACCGCAUCCGAAUGCGUUACGGCCGCGUACUUCUACGAUGUGCUCAGAAGUCGCUGAAGAGCAGCACACACUGGCGGCUGGUGGACAUGAUGAUUCGCUUUUUCAACGCACGUCAGUUUCAAGCACAACCAAUCGAAAGCUCAUCACGUGCGAUACAUCAAAAUUGAAUUCGGGUGAGCGCCUGGAUAUGCAAUCGUUGCCCACACAUACAUCUGUGCAUGAUCUGAAGAAGAAAUUCCAUGAGAUACAAGAAUCUGCAGGCGAGGCAAUGGUAUCGGGCACCAACUCCGAGGACGAAGGUUGUUCCGCGUCGUCUGAUGAAAUUGUUUGCUCAGCCUCUACAUCGUCGGCGACCACAGGUUCGACCUCGUCGCUAAAGAAUUCACACAUGUCGCUGGAAGAAGUGCUGCUAUUGGAUAAAAUCAACAGCCUCAAUGGCACACCGAUGGAAGUGAGCUGGUCCGAUGAUCCAGAAGUAUUUACUAACGGCUCAACGGUAUGACAAGAAGUGCCGGAAUUAGAAGAGCAAGAUGAGGAAGAAGAUAGCUUCUGAACCUAAAUGUAAAUUUGUGAAAUUGCAAUUUAGCUGGCGUUCAAUAUGAUUUUACUGGCGAAUCGUCUACAGAAAAUAUGCAACUAAAAAAUGGGAAAAUGUAAUUUUAUAAGAAAAGAAAAGCAAACAAAAAAAUGUGAAAGCCAAUGAGAGGUUGAAUAAGUUGCGACUGUUCUACUGCGAAAGCACUUAAACUUCACCCGCUACCCGCUGAGGCGAGGAGAAGUAUGAAUGCUUUAUAGGUGGAAGAUCGCAACGAACGGAAGAGAACAGGCUGACCAAAAUUAUGUAAUAGAUACUAUAAGCUGGAAUUGGGCGCCAUGUGACGCCACUGGUCAGUAAGCAAUGCGCUUGAAUAAACAAAUACUUAAAAUUAUUUUAUUUAAUUUAUUU
Messenger RNA from Rhagoletis pomonella (apple maggot), 3026 nucleotides. RefSeq lists its product as uncharacterized. The transcript is spliced from 4 exons. Gene Ontology annotation, cellular component: cytoplasm; nucleus. The record is from RefSeq and is a predicted model, not a curated record. Lineage: Eukaryota; Metazoa; Arthropoda; Insecta; Diptera; Tephritidae. Bases 249 to 2582 code for a protein of 777 amino acids. Gene Ontology annotation, molecular function: microtubule binding.